UACGAUCAGCCCGCGCACCGCCGGAUGCUGCGCCCGUCUUGCCUCCUCGUUCCCUCGAUUUAAUUUUUCUAUUGUAUUUUGUUUUUGUUUCUAAAAAAAAAAAAAAGAAAAAGAAAAAAAAAGAAAAAGAAACCAAAAAAAUUAAAUUAUUCAUCUUUUGGCCCAUCCGAGAGUGUUGCAAGGGUCGUUGGUUGGGUCACUGUGCUCUACGACAAUGAUGGAGCCGAGGGACUGAGCGGCCUGUGCAUCCCUGCAGACGAUUCAGGCACCGAAUAGGACGGAGGAUACCCUCCCUCCGGGUGGCGGAGCUCGACACAAUGAUCGGAAAAUCGGCCCGGAUCGGCGUGCUGCUGUAUUUUUUGACAGUGAUUUUUUAUGCCACCCAUGCUCAAGAUUACGACAGGCACGUCACGAGAGGGCGAGGCUCUCAGGCGAAGCGAAUCCACCCGUGCGAGCGGGGUUCCUGCUACCCGGCCACCGGCAACCUACUGAUCGGACGUAAGAAGCAAUUGCACGCGUCCUCGACCUGCGGCCUCAAUGGACCCGAGCGAUACUGCAUCGUCUCCCACCUCAAGGAGCGCAAGAAGUGCUUCUUCUGCGACGCCUCCCACUAUAGGCAACAACACAACAUCGAGAACGUGGUUGGAGGACGCCGGGAACGAACCUGGUGGCAGUCCGAGAACGGGGUGGAAAACGUCACCAUCACCUUCGAUCUCGAGGCCGAGUUCCACUUCACCCACAUCAUCAUCCACUUCCAGACCUUUCGGCCCGCUGCCAUGCUGAUCGAGCGCUCGUACGAUUUUGGGCGCACCUGGCAGGUUUAUCGUUACUUUGCCCACGACUGUGCGAGCUCGUUUCCUGGAAUACCCACGCACCAGCCCCGCAAACUUACCGACGUCAUUUGCGACUCGCGGUACUCCAACGUCGAGCCCUCGUCCAACGGUGAAAUCAUAUUCAGAGUCUUGCCAAACAACGUGCCGAUCGACAAUCCGUACUCGAAGGAGGUCCAGAACCUGUUGAAGAUGACGAACAUGCGCAUCAAUUUCACGCGCUUGCACACCCUCGGCGACGAUUUGCUGGACAACCGGCCAGAAAUCCGGGAAAAGUACUACUACGCGAUCAGGGACAUGGUAGUCCGUGGUUCCUGUUCGUGCUACGGCCACGCCUCGCGCUGCCUUCCCCUAGAGGGCGUAGCCCACGAGGAUGAGAUGGUUCACGGGCGCUGCGAGUGCACCCAUAACACCAAGGGCCGGAAUUGCGAGAAAUGCGAGGACUUUUACAACGACUUGCCGUGGAAGCCGGCGGUGGGCAAACAGACCAACGCUUGUCGCAGGUGUAAUUGUAACAAUCACGCGACCAGCUGUCACUUUGACGAGGCUGUUUACGAGAGGAGUGGACGAGUUUCCGGUGGAGUUUGUGACGACUGCCAGCACAGCACGAGAGGACAGAACUGCGAGCUCUGCAAGCCUUUCUUCUACCACGAUCCCUCCAAAGACAUCACCGAUCCCGAAGCUUGUCAACCAUGCGAUUGCGAUCCCAUGGGAUCACUGGACGAUGGAAUUUGCGACUCCCGUACCGAUCAACUCAGCGGGGAUGAGUCGGGACGUUGUCAUUGUAAAACCAACGUGGAAGGACGGCGUUGCGACCGAUGCAAAAACGGAUUCUGGAACUUUACCGAAGACAACCCCGAAGGAUGUCAAGCUUGCACGUGUAAUACCUUGGGUACAAUUGACAACCAGGGUUGCAACAUGGUGACCGGCGAGUGUACCUGCAAGCGCUACGUGGUUGGGCGUGAUUGUAACGAAUGCUUGCCCGAGUACUGGGGAUUGUCGGAGGAGCACGAAGGUUGCAAGCCUUGUGACUGCGAUCUUGGUGGUUCCUACAAUAACAGCUGCGACGUUUACACUGGCCAGUGUUAUUGUCGACCACACGUUAGUGGCCGCACUUGCAACCAACCAGACCAGAGUUAUUACACGGGACCCAUCGACUAUCUUACCUACGAGGGCGAAUACGCAAAAGGCACGGAUAACUGCCAAAUAGUGAUACGUGAACCAUACCGUGACGGUCGCAACAGUACGUGGACGGGCAUAGGUUUCAUGCAGGUGAUCGAAGGUUCAGUCCUCAAUUUCACAAUUGACAAUGUUCUACGAUCCAUGUAUUAUGACAUAAUUGUGCGCUACGAACCCAAAUAUGGAGGCACUUGGGAAGACGCACAGAUAAUCGUUGAACGCGACGGACCUCCGAAUCCGGAAGGGCCUUGUGCUGACUGGCGACCCGAGUACGAUCAUCUUUCAGUGCAACUGCCCACAAAUCAACGAAGCUCCAUGGCAACUCCAUCGAUAUGUCUCGAGGCAGGUAAAAUCUACACCGUGUUGUUGGAGCUGAGAAAGUUUGCUGGACCAACCGAUUCAACGACCGGCUCAAUACUGAUUGAUUCCAUCGUGCUAAGUCCAAGGUUGGACUCUAUUCCCUUUUUCACCGGACCACCGGGUGAGAUUCGCCGUCAAGAAUACGAAAGAUUCAGAUGUCAAGACUAUUUCAACAAUAUGUACGAUUACUACACCAUUUACGAGAACCGAAGUGAUAUAAGAGAUACAUGCACCACCUACCAAAAUAGCAUCGGACUUUACGUUUUCGAUGGAGCACAUUCCUGUGAGUGUAAUCCCACCGGUUCACACAGUUUGCUCUGCCCAAAAUACGGAGGAUCGUGUUCGUGUAAACCCAACGUGAUAGGUCGCAAAUGUGAUCGUUGCGGUCCUGGUACGUAUGGUUUUGGACCAGAGGGUUGCAUUCCUUGCGAUUGCGACAGUGUCGGCGCUUUGGACAACUUCUGUGAUGUGGACACCGGAAGGUGCAAAUGCAGGCCCAACACUUACGGAAGAACUUGCGGCCAGUGCGAGCCAGGUUUCUGGAACUUUCCACACUGUCGUAGAUGUGAGUGCAACGGUCAUGCCGACACUUGUGACUCCAACACCGGAGUGUGCAUCGACUGUAGAGACUCGACCACCGGGCACAAUUGUGAUCGCUGUGUCGAAGCUUUUUACGGUGACCCCAGAAUCGGAGUCGACAUCCCUUGCAGACCUUGUCCUUGUCCAGGAACACUGGAAAGCGGUCAUUCUUAUGCUGAUAGCUGCUCCCUCGACCCGUUCACUCACGACGUUAUUUGUGAGUGCUACCAGGGUUACGCCGGCACACGUUGCGACACUUGUGCGGAUAAUUUCUUUGGAAAUCCAGAAACACCGGGAGGCAAGUGCCAAGCUUGCGAUUGCAACAAUAACACGGAUCUGAAUCGUCCAGGAAACUGUGAUCCCCAAACUGGCCAAUGUCUUCAAUGUCUUUACGACACCGACGGUUUCAACUGUCAGGUUUGCAAAGCCGAUUACUACGGCGACGCCUUGCAGCAAAAUUGCCAGCCAUGUCAAUGCAACAUCCUUGGUACCGAUGCCAGGGUUGGACCUUGUGACCAUCGCACUGGUAAAUGCCCUUGUUUGCCCCACGUCAUCGGACAAGUUUGUGACACUUGCGAAGAGAAUCACUGGCGAAUUGCCAGUGGCGAAGGAUGUGAUCCUUGCGAAUGUGACGUGGUCGGCAGUAUUCACGACAAAUGCAAUCCAUUCGAUGGUACGUGUGAUUGUAAGCCCGGCUUUGGAGGCCGUCAGUGUAACGAGUGCCAGGCCAAUUACUGGGGUAAUCCAAACAAGGAGUGCUACCCAUGCGAGUGCGACGAAAUCGGUUCGGCGAGCCAACAGUGUGAUCGUGAAACGGGUGUUUGCAUCUGUCAUCAAGGUAUCGGCGGUGAUAAAUGUGACCAGUGCGACCGUAGCUACAUCGGUACAGCACCAAGUUGUUCACCAUGUGGCGAGUGUUUCGAUAAUUGGGACGCGAUCCUCAAUGGUUUGAAGAAUAAGACGUUAUUUGUCAUCGACGAAGCAUCCAACAUCCAAAAAGUUGGUACCACUGGUAUCUACAGCGAAGAGUUUGACAACAUCGAAAAUUCCAUUGCUCAGAUAAACGCCGUCAUCGAAAAUUCGUCGGUAAAGAGCCAAGAUCUCGAGGAUUUAAACCACUUGGCCAACGAAUUAGACAAGGACAUCGACGCAAGCACGGCCGUUUUGCAGGAUUUGGACGGCCAAUUGGAGAACGUGACCCAGAGAGUGACCCUAGCCGACGCCGCGCUGAAGAGAUUCAAGAACCGAACGGACAAGUUGCACCAAGACGCGAGCGACUUACGCGAGAGCGCAAACCGUUUGCAGGAAGCUAACGUUCAGGGUGCCCUGAACGUUACCCAACAGAUGGCCGAUCAAUCGCGACUGGCUGAGAAAAUGGCCGCGGAAACGAACAGCAUCUUGCAAGAUGCCGAGCGUUACAAGAAGAAUACGGAAAAUCUGCUGGUGAAAAGCAGCGCCAGUGUCGCCGAGAAUAAACAAAAGACCAAAGAAUCGCUCGAGAGACUGGAUGACAAACUGGAAACCCUCAAAGGCCACAUUCCAGCAUUGAAUCAGGACAUGUGCGGCAGAAACGUGUCGGACUGCAGUGACGUUUGCGGUGGCGCUGGUUGCGGUUUCUGCGGUGGAUUGUCCUGCGACUCUGGCGCCUUGACCAAGGCCAGCCAGGCGCUGGACGUAGCCAAGCAGCAAUCUACCAAAAUCAAGAACCACAAGGACGAAGCUGAAUCCUUGCUGCGUAACAUGAUCCGUCUGAAAGAAACGUCCUCGGGAGCUCUAGUCAACGCCCAAGAAGCUUUCGAUCUGGCCUCGAGCGCGCGUAACCAGUCGGACAAACUGAUCAAAGACUUGUCGGACGUGAACAAAAAAAUCGUGGACUUGUUGAAGGCCGAGCAACCAACGCCGGCCGAAGUGAGAGACCUGGCCAAGGAGGUGUUGUCAAAGAAUAUCACCCUCACGCCCGAGGAGAUCAAAGGCCUGGCCGACCAAAUCGCGGAAAUCGUGGGCUCGCUCAGUGACCCGGAACGCAUCCUCCAUGAGACGUCGGGCGACCUUCAGUUGGCUAGGGAGCUCAGGGAACGAGCCAACUACACCAAGACCAUGGCCCAAGAUAAGGAAGCCCUGGCCGGCAAGGUAAUCAAUUUGCUGCAAGAGACUCAAGCGUCCCAAGAUUCGGCUCAGGAGGCCAUCGGAAAAGCUGAAACGGACAUUGAAAUGUCCCAGCACGAUCUGGACGAGAUCUCGCAGAUCACCAAGGCAGCGAAACAAAAGGCCGACGACACGUCAAAUUCCGUCAACGAUCUUGAGGAAAGGCUGAUGCAUCUGCAGACGGAGUCGGUGAAAAACGACUUCGUGGUGAAGCAGGAGAUCCAGCAGCAGGCGAGCAACAUAAGCGAGGAGGCGAAGAAGGUGCAGGCCAACGCGGACAGGCUGAGCCAGGAGUACCGGCAAGUCGGCGAUUCCCUGAGCCAACGGGUCAACAAGAGCAAGGACGACAUAACGAGGGCCAAGGGUUUGCUUCAACGGGCGUCCGAACUGACGGUCGACACGCAGAGCAAACUCAAGGACCUGGAUGGCAUGGAGAGCGUUUACAAGGACAACGACAGGUUGCUGCGCGACCUCAUGGACGAGGUGGACAGUCUCAACGACGAGAUGGAUAGACAGCUGGAGGAGUUCAACUCGAAAGCUCAGGUGUACAGGCAGUGCUCGUAAACUGGCAAACGAACGAAUCGAGAGCAGAAGGGGGAAAGGCACUUUAGAGAUUAGUAGGAAUUUGGUGGAUACGGCUAGGGUCUGAUUGAGUUUUUCGAUACACGCAAUAUAGCUUUCGAGAUUUACUGUCAUAAUAUACCUUUGAACAUCAAAAAGUUAGGUUGGUGUUGUGACGAUAAAUCUCGAACACAAUUGCGUGUAUCAAAGCAUCAUCGGACCCCUGAUUCAUCGAAUCUGUUUUGUUGUCUCGUAAUGGUGCAUUUCGAGGAAUAAUCAUCCAAGAGUACGUUCCAACCCGGUACAUGCUUACGCGACUUAAUAAAUCUUACGUACUUUUUUGUUUGGUACUUAGCUGUAAUAUAGCUUGGUGUUGUUUGCUUGGUAGCUCAGGUGCAAAAUUUUCACUUCCAUUUAAACAAAUACACUUAUGAAUCCGUUGUUUGGUGUUGAUUUACAAUACGAAGUUACUUGUCACAUGAUACUUUUUGUAGAUAAAUUCCUUUUUUUUUUUUUUUUUUUUU
Copidosoma floridanum is the source of this 6178-nucleotide messenger RNA. It is a transcript of the gene LanB1, whose product is annotated as laminin subunit beta-1. Gene Ontology annotation, biological process: animal organ morphogenesis; tissue development. Lineage: Eukaryota; Metazoa; Arthropoda; Insecta; Hymenoptera; Encyrtidae. The record is from RefSeq and is a predicted model, not a curated record.